CGACAUCUGCGAUCAACCGUGCAAAGGGGAAUCCCCAGAGUCGAUUGCUGACCAUUUGUGACUUGCAAAAUUUCUUUAGCAAAAGUCUGAAAGUGGAUUUUACUCGUCUUGUUCAUCUUUUUUUGUACCUUUCGUGUUGCAAAAUGGCGGGAGAACCUGAAGCAAACACACACAUUCUUGAGCCCAAUGAAAUCGGACCAUUCGUUUCUGAAUGCAUUGUUAAGGAAGCUCAGAAAAGUAUAUCAGAAAGAGGGAUUUUCACUUUAGGUGUUUCCGGUGGAAGUAUCGUUAACAUAUUGUCUGAAACAUUAGCGAAAAAAAACAAUGUAGAUUGGGGGAAGUGGAGAAUAUUUUUUUGUGACGAAAGACAUGUACCAUUCACCGACCCAGAAAGCACUUUCACACAAUACAAAAACAAAGUUAUUGAUGUUGUUGGCUAUGAAUCAUCGUGGAUUGUCAUUGACCCCAAUCUAACAGUGGAAAAAUGUGCAGCCGAUUAUCAAACGAAAAUACAAAAUGUAUUCAAAUGUGAAACUGAAUUUCCAAAGUUUGAUAUGCUGCUUCUGGGAAUGGGACCUGAUGGUCACACUUGCUCUUUGUUUCCUGAACAUAAGUUACUGGAGGAGAAAGAUCUUAUCAUUGCACCUAUAUCGGACUCGCCAAAGCCACCACCAAAACGAGUUACCAUGACCUUACCAGUUUUAAACAAUGCAAGAAAUGUUAUAUUUAUAUCUGCUGGGGCAAGUAAAGCGGAAACAAUUAAAAAAGUGUUUGACAAAUCAUCUAAGUUGCCGGCAAGUCUUGUGAAACCUACAGAUGGAAUUCUAAGAUGGGUGAUGGACAAAGCUGCUGCAAGCUUACUUUGAUUUAGUUUACUGAGCUGCCAUAUCGAUGCUCAUGUAACUGUUCUUCAACGCUGGCAGUGCACUUCACAAUACUAUAGUAAAUGAUGCAAUUCUUUAAAUUUUAUUUUUGCAUUUUCAAUCUUGAUUGAAGUUGAUAAAUAUUCAAUAAAAAUUAGAACAGCA
Molecule: messenger RNA, 1028 nt
Organism: Styela clava
Lineage: Eukaryota; Metazoa; Chordata; Ascidiacea; Stolidobranchia; Styelidae
Product: 6-phosphogluconolactonase-like
Biological process (GO): pentose-phosphate shunt; carbohydrate metabolic process
Molecular function (GO): 6-phosphogluconolactonase activity
Source: RefSeq, a predicted model, not a curated record